Glarea lozoyensis ATCC 20868 is the source of this 342-nucleotide messenger RNA. RefSeq lists its product as uncharacterized. Bases 1 to 342 code for a protein of 113 amino acids. The transcript has 3 exons. The record is from RefSeq and is a predicted model, not a curated record. NCBI's taxonomy places the organism in Eukaryota, Fungi, Ascomycota, Leotiomycetes, Helotiales, Helotiaceae.
AUGGCUCUGUUCGCCUCUACUUUCCGCUGGUUACAGCGCAAAAGAUACCAAUAUGAGGUGACCUUCUCAUUAUACAUGUUAACGCCCACCGAGAAAUUCAUCUUCAAUUCAUUCCUCUUUCUAUUCUUCUCUAUGAUCAUCAUCGCUAUGACACUGUACCUGCCUCAGCACAUCACCUUCCUCACGAGCCGAGCCUGGUUCUACUACAACGGCGACGAGAGCGCGAAGAUGGAGAUUGCGAAUUCGAGUGCAAGCACCGUGAUGGAGGUGGUGAAGGAGACGGUGGCUGCGGUGCAAAAAUCGGGUGGUAGGGAAGUUGUGGAGGGCGUUAAGGAGCUGUGA